AUGUCUUACGAUGCACUCCUGUUCCCGGGGCUUCCAGAUCUUCAAGCCCAAAAUAUUUCGCUGCUGAUAUUGAUCAAUGUCUUGCUCAUGAAAUACUCACAUCUGAACCAAGCCGCAAUAGUAGAUGCCCUUCGCGGCCAAACACUACCAAUUCCUAAUCUUCAUAAUUUCUUCCGUGUUUGGCCUAAUCCUCAAGGUCAACUCAACCGCCACCAUGAGCACGUUACGCCAAUCGUCAAUCGAGCGGUUGAGCGCAUGGCUAUGGCAUAUCCGUUGAUCGCCUGUCGAAAAAAGGACAACAUUGCUUCUCUGGCUUGUUCACUAUAUCCCCAAGCUCGUAGGCGGCAGAUCGAAGCUUUGACUCUCUAUACGACGUGGCUCGUUUGCUGGGAUGAUGCUGUUGACGCUAACGAGGGCGAUCUGGCGGGUGACUUUAUGCGCGCAGAGCGUUGGAGGGGGCAGACUAUGCGCAUGGUGCGUGAGGCAUUGGCCGUUGACGAAAGGAAUACGAGUGAAGCGGAUGACGACCCCAUCAAUGGCGUGUUUAGAGAGUUCGGUGCGCGAUUCUGUCAGACGGCGCCGAGGGAUCAACGGCGCCUCUUACACGAUGAGAUCCAAUUCUUCAUCAACAGCUGCGCAGCUGAGCAGGAACUCCGUUUGGCCAGUCGGAUACCUGAUUAUGGGCCGUACAUGAAGAUGAGGAUCGGCACUGUCGGUGGGAGAAUGCUCUGCAGUCUUGUACCAUAUGCAACCGACGAGAGGCUUCCAGGAGCGUUAUCGUCAGCUCCAGAGAUCGUUCAUUUAUGGACACAAGUGAGCAUUCUCCAGAGCUUGAUGAAUGAUAUGCUGUCGCUGAAGAAGGAGUUGCGGACUGACUGUGUCAUCAAUGCCGUUGCAGCCAUCAUGGAGCCUGGCAUGAGCUUGGAUGUUGUGGUUGCUAAGCUGGAAGAAAGGAUGAAAAUGGCAGUCAACAACUUCGAUGAUGCAGCGAAUAUAUUAACAUCACCCAGAUACAACAUACACAAACUCAUAGAAGAAGACGGGUCGUUAAAAAUUACACUCUAA
Messenger RNA from Fusarium oxysporum Fo47, 1065 nucleotides. RefSeq names its product isoprenoid synthase domain-containing protein. The record is from RefSeq and is a predicted model, not a curated record. Bases 1 to 1065 code for a protein of 354 amino acids. The transcript is spliced from 3 exons. Lineage: Eukaryota; Fungi; Ascomycota; Sordariomycetes; Hypocreales; Nectriaceae.